Molecule: messenger RNA, 972 nt
Organism: Morone saxatilis (striped sea-bass)
Lineage: Eukaryota; Metazoa; Chordata; Actinopteri; Moronidae
Gene: cnpy1
Product: canopy FGF signaling regulator 1
Exons: 3
Coding region: 383-844 (153 amino acids)
Cellular component (GO): endoplasmic reticulum
Source: RefSeq, a predicted model, not a curated record
UGGGGAGGGUAUGCACGCAGGUUAAAAGUCAGAGUUGAGGGUGACUUUUGUUAGUGAGGAUGGAGAAAACACAACGGAAACAAGAGGUCACCCUGCUGACCUGCACAGAGCCCUGUGGUGUAACACAGCUGACAGUGGGGCAACCCAGACUCUGAGGAGGAUUGUCAACAGCAAAGUGGCUUAUAAAGAGAUUUUUUUUUCCUCAUCAUGAGUUAUCCUUGUGUUGUUUGGUUUCCAUUGCAUUGACACAGGUGCUCAGAUUUGGAAGUGUACAUUUAAUAUAUUUUUAGGUUAAUUUUAUUUUUUUCCCCCAUUUUUACAGCUUGAUCUACCAUGUGUUCACCCAACUUUCACUUUGAGUUAGUAUUGGAAAAUAAGAGGAAUGUCAUGGGACAAAAGAUCUAGGCCAGACUGGAGCCCGGGGCACCAGCCAUCAAACAGUUCAAUGUCUCGUGUCCCAUGUUCUCCUCCUCUCUCUCGGUUGUGUGGCCAGGUACCUCUUGCUCGCUCAGAGACUCACCUCAGCGAACUCCUGGAUGGGGUGUGCAACAGCAUGACCGACUACGCCUUACAUGUGGACCCCGACACCCAGUUCAAACAGUACAUGAGGUUUGCUCCCAGGAGCAGCGGCACCACCGAGGACUUCCCUGACUUUAAGAACUUCCAGUUCAACGGACCUGAGGCAUCCAACGCCCUGAAAUUUGCAUGUGAGACAGUGGUGGAGGAGCUGGAGGAUGAUAUCAUCUCUCUGUUCAGCCGGGACACAGAGCAUGUGCACGAGGAGUUAUGCAACAGAGUCUCAGAACACUGUAAAGACAGCAGUCACACAAACGAGGAGUUAUAGUGUCAUUUCACAUUUCCACUGGACGAAGGUGGAACCAGCUUUUUUUGAGGCCUUCAACAGAAUCAGUUUUUAACCAAUAAUUGACAAUAUUUUGAAAUAAAUAAAAAGAACAAAUCUUGAUAAAACCA